Molecule: messenger RNA, 1556 nt
Organism: Vespa crabro (European hornet)
Lineage: Eukaryota; Metazoa; Arthropoda; Insecta; Hymenoptera; Vespidae
Exons: 4
Coding region: 145-870 (241 amino acids)
Source: RefSeq, a predicted model, not a curated record
GGUUUAAUAUGUUGGCAAUACUGGAUAUUUGAAUGCGUUCGAACAUAAAAAUAUGGCGGCUGUAAACGCUUAGGACGAUUUCUCUUGUCGCGCCUUAACUAGUAAUUAAUAAGUUUUUCUUAAUUAUGCAGUGUAUCAUACAAGAUGGGAAUCGAAAAAUACGAAUGUGAUAUUGCUCAUGUUUUACAAAAUGGUGACUUUACUGUAUUGGAAAAAUUAUCAUCGUUUUGUUGCGAAUUUGAAAAACACGUCGUUUCGAAGAUAGAGAAUGCAACGGCUGGUAAAAAUGAAUAUUCACAAAUAAAGGAAACAAAUUUGAUCAAAAUGUCAGAGUUACAGAAACAAUUGGAAACAUUAAAGUCUGAAAUAGAUGAUAUAAUGUUGAAUCAGAAAAUUGUAGAUAAAAAGAUCAGUAAUAUGAUCAAACAAGAAGAAAUAUUACAAAAAGACAUAGCAGAAGUCAAGGCGUACAGAGACAGUUUAUCUCUGGAAUUGGUUGACUUAAAACAAGAGGUACAGGAAAGAAAAGAGAAAAAACGCAAGGAUUGGGAUGCUAUUAAGAGAGCUACAAAUAUUUACAAAUGUAAUUUGAAUUUUGGUAUCAAUAUAGAAGAUAAAGAAGAUUAUGAUGAAGUGAAGGUAUCAUUUUUUAAAAACAACGAACAUACAAAGGAUAAAUAUUAUGUGCAUUUGAUUAAAGAAGACGAAUUGUGGAAAGUCAAGGAAAUACAGCCUACGCUUAAAAAAGAACAUAUGAUCGAUUUAAAAGGCACUAUCGACUUUACUAGGCAAUCACAAGUCUCCAACAUCACUGCAUUUCUGUGUCUUUUAAGGAUUGUCUUUUUAAAGUAUUAUAUGGACGGAAGCUAGAAAUAUCAAUUGUACAUUAAAUGCUUUUAUUAUAAUACUAGUAUUAUACUAGUAAUGACAAUAAUUAAAGGAUAAGUAUACUUUUAUAGUAUGGAAGAUAGAAAUUAGAAGAGUAAAGUCUUUAUUAAUAAAAAUUAAAGUAUCUAAAACGAUUUGUUAUAUAUAUAUAUAUAUAUAUAUAUAUAUAUAUAUAUAUAUAUAUAUAUAUAUAUAUAUGUAUAUAUGUAUAUAUGUAUAUAUAUAUAUAUAGGACUUGUGACACUCCAACUGUAGACUUAUCGGUAUGUUCUUAUUAAAAUUUAAGAUUUAUAAUCGUUAUGGUAAUGUUUCUUCGUUUUUUAAUAUUUACCAUCUCGUACGAGUAUUGGUUACUCCUAGCUUUUCGUCUACUUAAAGAUAUUUAUGUUGGAAAUAAGAAACUGCAAAUCACAGUACAGAUAAAUUACUUAGAGACUAAGUUAUUAACAGGUAUCUGCUUUGUCUUUUGUAUAUUUAUAUAUGGCACCUACAUUAUAGUCAAGUUUUACAUCCGUAUUAUGGGUGCUAUACUAUUUAUUUAUACAAGUGAAUAAAGAUUCGUGCGCAAGUAGAUAAUUAGAAAAAAGAGAGAGAGAAAAAAAAAGAAUAGGUCUCUCGUCAGGAAAUAUUCUUCACGUUGAAAUAAAAUCUAUGGUAAAUUAAAAUAA